Molecule: messenger RNA, 1372 nt
Organism: Styela clava
Lineage: Eukaryota; Metazoa; Chordata; Ascidiacea; Stolidobranchia; Styelidae
Product: piercer of microtubule wall 2 protein-like
Biological process (GO): axoneme assembly
Cellular component (GO): axonemal microtubule
Source: RefSeq, a predicted model, not a curated record
AAAUGUGCUACCAUCUGUCAAAAUCAGUCGAAAACCCGCACACCAUGUGGCGCUAAAGUGCGGUAAAUGGUUUCCAUAGUAAUGAUAGUCAUCUUUCCCCACCUCUUUGCUGUCGCUCUUGUUUUCUGCGCUUUAUUUUAUCUCAAAUUAUGGAAGGACAAACGGAAAAUAAUCCCACAAAUGCAGAACCAGGGGUUUUGAAUCCUCCUGGAUUCCCAACUAGUGCACAAGAAGCUUUAGAAUCUGUCAAAUCAGUACCAUGCAGCAAUACUGGCAACCCUGUUUUUUCCUGCAUGUCUCGAGUGGAAGUAGAAAGAGAUGAAAUGGCUUGGGAUGGAAGUUAUCAACCACAACAUCCUUUGUACAAAACCUCUUCAAGUAUUUACGGAAUUCUCCCCGCAACACAUGAAUCAGCACCAACAACUUUUCACGGAAAAUCACAAAGAUUUUCCCAACAUUUAGGAGUCUGUGGAAUGUACAGGAAUCAUUCUUUAAACACAUGGACUGAUAAAAGUAAAGUGUAUGACUCCCCCAGGAUGUGAACGUUUAAUUAUUUUAGUAAUUUUUCAUUUUUUACAUUUGUAUAUUAUUAUCUCUGUUAGAGCCCACGCAUUCCUAAAUUCCCAUAGAGCCAUACUAUUUCAAAAUGUUACGUUUUUGAAGGGGAUUAAGAUAUUUUAUUUCUUAUUACUCACCAAAUUCCAAAAAUACAAUUAUCUUUUCAACUAUGUUUUGCAAUGUGCUGCAAGUGAAAUAUGAAAACAUGUGAUUGUGCACUUUCUUGCUUGAAAAAUUAAUUAAUUAAUUAAAGUACCCAAGGGGGAAAUUAUGUGUCAUUUUGAGAAUCGGAUAUUAUACCCAUCUAUCAUUCGCUGUUGAUAGAUAUCUUUGAGAAGCCCGAUAUUAUGUUUGGACAUUCUUGCAAAAUAGAAACACAAAAAGUGUUUUCCCAUAGUUAACUUAGAACCCCUGAUUUUACAGUCUUCCUAAAACAAUAGCAUAUGGGUACCCAAGGUAUUCACCCUUUAAGUUCGACAACCUUGCAUUAUCGCAUGCUGAAACAAUCUAAAAUUUUCUGUCCGAUAUUGGUUCGUAUUAGGAGACUUCAUAUUCACUAUUGCAAGUGAAACGCUUGUAAGGAGAAAAUACAAAAAAAAUUUUUUUUCCUGCAAUAAACUCAGAACCCCUGCUUUCUAAAAUAAUUGCUUAGUAUCUUGGUAAUACAAGUUUAGUUUCUAUUCCAUCGCCCUUGACACUUAAUUUUACUAUAGCACGAUUUUAAAAUUUUUCAGCAACUUACAAAUGAAAAGACAUUUUAUAUUCCAAUAAAUAUUUAUUUGCAUUUUAUUAAUCAAUAAAUGCUGUGAACAUG